AAUCUGGUCUUGCUGCGCGUGCCAAUCCGUACCAGCGCUAAAAAAAAGAAAAACAACAGCCAACAAACGUCAAUAUAAAAUGUAAUAAACGUAAAAGUCAAGCAGCUUUCAAGUUUGGCAGCAAUUAAAAACACAAAACAAAAUUACAAAAAUAAAUAAAUAAAUAGCUAAAAAAGAGUAUAACAGAGAAACAUUGUAAUACUUGUACAACAAGAGUAAAAUUAAGUCAAAAGCUGCGGCAAAUCAACUUAAAGGAAACUCCAGCAACAAAACUGUGUUAGCAAGCUACUUAAAAAGCAAAACGUUACAAACCUAUUUACUUAACAACAAUUUUACAACAAAUACAUACGCCGGCGAGCAAUUAAAAAUUGUAAAAAUUUGUAUUGUGUACACAGAUUGUAGAAACAAAUCAAACAAACGCAAAAACACACAUAAUAAUCGACAAAGCCGCCAUGAAGAAGCUGUCAGUGAAUAUGUGUUCCCGCAACAUAAAGAUCUCGGUGGUGCUGUUUCUUGUCCUCGUUCCAAUUUUCACAGCUUUGCCACACAACCACAAUCUGUCGAAACGCAGCAAUUUCUUUGAUCUGGAGUGCAAGGGCAUCUUCAAUAAGACCAUGUUCUUCCGCCUGGAUCGCAUCUGUGAGGAUUGCUAUCAACUAUUCCGUGAGACGAGUAUACAUCGAUUAUGCAAACAAGACUGCUUCGGGUCGCCUUUCUUCAACGCCUGCAUCGAGGCCUUACAGUUGCAUGAGGACAUGGAAAAAUAUAAUGAAUGGCGCGACACUUUGGGCCGCAAAUGAGUUGGCAAUAAGGCAGUACAAGUAUUAAACGUAUAAUGCAUAUGCUUAAAACGACAUAUUUAUGAAAUCAAAUAAUCAAUGAAUGUAUAUGUAUGGCUAAAACCUAUAGCAAAUGGUACGAACGAUUAAAAAAACCUAACACGGCAAAACGGCAAACAAAAUAAUAUCACACGGGAACCAAGAAUAAAAUGUUAAAAAAAAAUUACCUAUGUGUACUACAAAAAAUUGUUUUUUUUUUCUUGACAAGCAUAUGGCGGUACACAGUCGCAUAACUAUAUCUUAUAACUAGCAUACAACCACACACGUCUAACAGUAUGACAGUUUUAUAUUAAUUUAAUAGAAAUGUACAAUUGUUUUUGAUAGUUUCUUUUAGUAUUAAAAUUAGUUAUGCUAACUUUUAGUUUUACUUUGCAAAAUGAUCGAAAUGUUAAUUUUCCAUACACACCCAAACACUGAGGUAUUAAAAGCAAAGUAAACGACAAAACGAACAAAAUCAAAUCAAACGUCUGAUGUAAAUAAACAACUUUUGCCUUUCUUUUAAAGAUUUCCAUACAUACUAUUUAAAGAUAUUUUGUAUAUUUUGUAUUGUUUAAGGUUAAGUUACAUUUUAAAGGCAACCUUUUACUUUCUAUCAGCGGUUAAUUGCUAAAAAUGCACACGAUAGCAGAAACAGAUAGGCCACAAACACACUACAUAUUAUAUGUAAGAAUUGGCGACCUAUACAACUAAAUACAUGCUUUACAAAAAAACGGCAUAGGCCUAUCUAAACAGCAUACUUUGAUAUAAUUUAUUAUUACACAUAACCUACAAUUAAAUUAAUUUUAAAUUGUUUGGAUCUAGUCGUAAAAUAUAAAUAAAACUGUAUAUUUCAAGAGA
This is a messenger RNA of Scaptodrosophila lebanonensis, 1676 nucleotides long. RefSeq names its product ion transport peptide (gene ITP). Gene Ontology annotation, cellular component: extracellular region. The record is from RefSeq and is a predicted model, not a curated record. NCBI's taxonomy places the organism in Eukaryota, Metazoa, Arthropoda, Insecta, Diptera, Drosophilidae. Bases 453 to 800 code for a protein of 115 amino acids. Gene Ontology annotation, biological process: circadian rhythm. Gene Ontology annotation, molecular function: neuropeptide hormone activity. The transcript is spliced from 4 exons.